Molecule: messenger RNA, 1233 nt
Organism: Closterium sp. Naga37s-1
Lineage: Eukaryota; Viridiplantae; Streptophyta; Zygnematophyceae; Desmidiales; Closteriaceae
Source: the annotation of a GenBank genome assembly
GAGUUCUUCCUGGCGCAUCCAGAGCGGCAGGGGCGCGAGUUUUACAUCACUGGGGAGUCGUACGCGGGGCAUUACAUCCCUGUUGUUUUCCCCCCCGCUCCCCCGCCCCCCGCCCCUCCCCGCCCUCCCCCUCCCCAGGAGUUCUUCCUGGCGCAUCCGGAGCUGCAGGGACGCGAGUUUUACAUAACGGGCGAGUCGUACGGGGGGCAUUACAUCCCGGCUGUGGCGGACAGAGUUGUUAUCGGCAACAGGCGCGAGGAGGGGCUACCUGUUAACCUCAAGGGAGUGGCAAUAGGCAACGGCAUGACACACCCCGAGGUGCAGUUUCCCAGCUACCCCGUCUUUGCCCACUCACGCGGCCUGCUCUCAGACGCGCAGCUGCACCACUUCCAGCUCUUCAGCAAGCCCUGCCACUUCGCCGCGCACUCCUGCGGAGAGUCGGGGAGAAUCAGCUGUGGGGCAGCGUUCAUCAUAUGCGAGCAGUUCUGGAGCUCCGUAUAUGCUGCCACGGGCUCAGGCACCCUCAACCCCUACGAUGUGCGCAUAGAGUGUGGAGACGACCCUUUGUGCUACGACAUGUCAGCCGCUGACAAGUUCCUCGCACUCCCCUGGGUGCGCAAGGCGCUGGGCGUGGGCGACCGCAAGUGGGAGAGCUGCAGCAGCCGUGUGUAUCAUGCCAUGCUCUUUGACUUCAUGAGAGACCUUGCUCCCAAGGUUCCUCACCUGCUCGCUGCACACGUGCGCGUGCUGGUGUAUGCUGGCGACGCUGACUAUAUCUGCAACUGGAUCGGCAACUCGUGGUGGGUGAACUCCAUGAAGUGGCCCGGCAUGGACCGCUAUGCCAAGGCCCCGUGGCAGCCCUUCGUUGUCAACGGCCAGACCGCUGGAUCCGCUAGAAUCGCCGAGCCGCUCUCCUUCCUGCGCGUGCAUGAGGCGGGCCACAUGGUUCCCAUGGAUCAGCCCGAGGCAUCUCUCGAGAUGCUCCGCCGCUUCAUUCUCAACCUGCCGCUGCUCGACGGCUCAGAUUUCGCGUCUGGCUCCGCCGGCGAUCUGGACGGUCCAGAACGCGAGGAGUGGAUAGGUAUGGAAAUGGUCGGUUCUGAUCGCUUGGUGAACGGGGUGAUUGUAGCCGAUGGUGCUGGUGAGCGGGCUGUGGGUGUUGGUGCUGCUGCUGAGGCUGAUGCUGAUCCGGUGGUUGGAGCAGCUUCAGAUGUGCUGAUGACAGUGGAAUAG